AUGCACAAAUCUCUCCUAGCUUGUUUCCUCGGCGCCGCCCAGCUAACGGCCUCGGCCUCAACCUCAGGCUCGGGCGACGCUGGCGUUGUCGCUGGCGUGUCGCGCCCGCAUGGCGAUCACAGCGUUCACGAAAGUAUACUAUCAGCAAUCGAGACUCAUGCAGAUCCAGUGGCCGCACUAGUCUCGCUCCAGAGUGAAGAUGAAGCUCGAGCAAAGACCGAAGCAGCGUUGGCUGAGCCGCGUCUUUUGCGCAGACUGGGGGCUCCUAAUGCCAAGGCGGAGUGGAUGACUGAGGGUGAUAAGAUGAGGUUGCGGAGGGAGGGGGUUAAAUUCAUGGAUAUCACUGAUCAUGAAGAUUUUUAUAAGGAGCAGGUUGAUGCUUUGGCUGGGAAGCCUCGUCUACCUGAUCUGGUUCAUGAACGCCUUAUCAGACCUCUUUUCCCCUUCGUUGAUACUGGGAGAAUGUUUGGCGUACUUGAACACAUGACUGGAUAUUAUAAUCGCUAUUUUGACGAUAUUCACGGCGAAUUGAGCUCUGAGUGGCUUUAUAACCAUAUCUCCCAGAUAAUCGCAAAAUCACCCCUACACACCCACAUCUCCCUCGAAUAUUUCACCCACCCAUUCCGCCAAUCCUCAAUAAUCGCCCGCUUCGAGCCCAAAGUCCGCAACUUCAAGCAACCAUUGACAAUCCUAGGCGCACACCAGGAUUCAGCUAACUAUCUCUUCCCCCUCCUCCCCGCCCCAGGUGCAGACGAUGACUGCUCCGGGACUGUCAGUAUCCUUGAAGCAUUCCGUGUCCUCGCCGAGGCGGGAUUCGUGCCCCAGGAUGGACCGGUUGAGUUUCACUGGUAUGCUGCUGAGGAGGGUGGGUUGUUGGGUAGUCAGGCUAUUGCGAGGUACAAGAAAGAGCAGGGGGCGCGGAUUGGGGCUAUGAUGGAAUUUGAUAUGACCGCAUUCAUUGCUACGAAUGCAACCGAGUCUAUUGGGUUUAUUGCUACAGAGGCUGAUGAGGUCCUCACUAACUGGGCUGUCAAUUUGAGUCAGAAGUAUAUCUCUAUUCCUACUGAGGUUUAUGAUCUUCCUGGUAAUGCUGGCUCGGACUAUAUGUCCUACACACAACUCAAUUACCCAGCUUCUUUUGCGUCGGAAGGAAAUCCUGUUGCUGGCGGUGGUUUCCCUGGUGAAUAUGAUCCUUAUGUGCAUGGUAUUAAUGACACGAUGUGGGUCAAUGAUAAGACGGGAUAUUUUUCAGUUGAUCAUAUGGCACGAUUCAGUGAAUUGGCUAUUGCUUUUGCAGUUGAGCAGGCUGGUUGGAAUAAUAAGUGGAGGUAA
Penicillium cosmopolitanum is the source of this 1332-nucleotide messenger RNA. RefSeq names its product peptidase family M28. NCBI's taxonomy places the organism in Eukaryota, Fungi, Ascomycota, Eurotiomycetes, Eurotiales, Aspergillaceae. Gene Ontology annotation, molecular function: metalloexopeptidase activity. Gene Ontology annotation, biological process: proteolysis. The coding region runs from base 1 to 1332 and encodes 443 amino acids. The transcript is spliced from 7 exons. The record is from RefSeq and is a predicted model, not a curated record.